Molecule: messenger RNA, 1359 nt
Organism: Thermothelomyces thermophilus ATCC 42464
Lineage: Eukaryota; Fungi; Ascomycota; Sordariomycetes; Sordariales; Chaetomiaceae
Exons: 2
Coding region: 38-676 (212 amino acids)
Biological process (GO): Golgi to plasma membrane protein transport; intracellular protein transport; protein localization to organelle
Cellular component (GO): Golgi apparatus
Molecular function (GO): GTPase activity; GTP binding
Source: RefSeq, a predicted model, not a curated record
GACCACGACGACCUCGGAGGACGGCCAGACGCACAGGAUGUACCACCUCGCCAAGGGUCUCUACCGCCUGGCGACAAGCAAAGAGGAGUACUCGGUCCUCCUCCUCGGCCUCGACAACGCCGGCAAGACGACGUUCCACGAGCAGGUCAAGUCCAUCUUCUCGCCCGACGGCCCGCCGCCGAACCUCAAGACGGUGCCGACGGUGGGCCAGAACGUGUCGACCAUCGUGCUGCCCGACAUGUACCUCAAGCUGUGGGACGUGGGCGGGCAGCUGUCGCUGCGCAAGCUGUGGCAGAGCUACUACGCCAGCUGUCACGCCAUCGUCUUCAUCAUCGACAGCACCGACAUCGGCGACGGCAGCCUGGAGCACGACUCGUCCGGCCGGCUCGAGGAGUGCCGCCUCGUGCUCGAGGACGUGCUGCAGAACAGCGAGGCCGAGGGCGUCCCGCUGCUCAUCCUGGCCAACAAGCAGGACCGCGAGGACUGCGUCGAGGUGGUGCGCAUCAAGGAGGGCCUCGUCAAGCGCGUCUUCGAGGGCGAGAAGGCCGGCGGCAUCCGCGACUCCCGCGUCCUCCCCGUCUCGGCCCUGACGGGCACCGGCGUCAGGGAGGCCGUCGACUGGGUGCGGUCGAGGGUCAAGUGGAACAAGGAGAGCCGCCCGCCGCUCAUGAGGUGACGAUGGAAUGCCGGCCUCCUCCUCCUCCUCCUCCUCCCCCUCCCUUUCCUUUUCCCAAGCGAAAGUCUUCGUUCGCCAACCUGAUCGCGGGCAAUGGAUACCCAGCUUCCUAGACAGGACAGCGAUAUUUCCCCCCGGGGCAUGUCGCUUUUCGAACCAGCCAUGUCAAGGACGAUUCGUCCCAGUGUGUGUGGGUAGUUGCCGGUCUAAAGCCGUGCUCCCGAUCACGGCUUAGCGCACAGGCGACCGAACCAUGAGAGCGACAUUGUGUCUGGAUACGUCAGCAAUCCAAACUCGGCGACAUUCCAGCUGGUAAAUCCCGGGCAUUGGAAAGAGCAGGGAGGGAGGUGAUGCUUGGUCAUUCUAUCUCGCUCUGGGCCUGACCAUCCCCAGUAACCUGAACAGCGAGCUCGAGCCGUCGCGUGCCGGUCCGGCAGGCUAGGCUGCUGGUGUGAAUCAAGGUACACAGGAGUACACAGGAGUACCCACGAGGAAUGGGUUAUCACGGAGGCUUGACCCAAUGGACCUUUUUUUCUUCUUUUCUUUUUUUUUCUUUUUAGUUUGAAUUGGAUACCCAUAUUAGUCAUGGAGUUGAGAGGAAUACGCAGGAAUUUAUGGCUUUCGUGCCGGAGAUACGAAUUCGAUAUCAAGGAGAUAGCACAAUCUCCUACUUUCGAUCCCAC